Prorocentrum cordatum is the source of this 2916-nucleotide messenger RNA. Lineage: Eukaryota; Dinophyceae; Prorocentrales; Prorocentraceae. The record is from the annotation of a GenBank genome assembly.
AUGUUGGACGUCCGGGACCGCGUCGCCGACUUCGGGGACGACGAGCCCGAGUGGCGCAGGGCCGCCCGCCGUGCCCAGGAGCGCCGGCGCGGCUCGGUCUGCCCCCCGCCGCUGCAGCUGCUGGUGGCGGAGACGGUGGCCUUCGACGAGGGGCUGCCGCGAUCCCUCUUCUAUUCGGACCGCGGCGGCUACAUACGGGCCACGCGCAGGGGCUUCCGAGACGAGACCGGGGAGCUGCUGGAGGCGCUGGUGUCCCUGGCGCGCGAGCGCCGCCGGGCGGAGCAGGGCGCCUACCGCAGGGCCGAGAGAGCGCAGGCCGCCGCUGCCGAGAGCGACGAGCGGGCCCGGGAGGCCGAGGCCGCGGUGCGGAGCGCCGAGGCGGAGCACGGCGACCACCCCUGCGUGGCCACCGCGCUGCGGGCGCUGGCGGGCGCAAAGGGCAGGCGGAGGCUGUUCCACGAGCAGGCGCAGCUCCUCGAGCGUGCCGUGGGCAUCUGGCAGCGCCUUCUGGACGAGGGGAUCGCCGACCUCGGCCCCGUCGGCGAGGCCCCUCCCGACGGCUGCUCUGGGCAGCUCAGCCGGAGGAAGCGCCCCAGUGCGCUGCAGGCGGCGCACCCUAGCAGUAGCGAGCUCGCCCAGGACCUCUUCCAGGCGCUGGUGGAGCUGAGCGAGGCCCGCGCUGAGCUCGGCCAGCAGGAGCAGCGGGUGUUCGCGCUCGAGCGGGCCCUCGGGGUGUCUCGCGGCGCCCACGCCCACUGCAGCGACCUCGAGGUGGCCCGCGUCUCUGUCCGCCUCGCGGCCGCCAUUGAGGCGCGCGGCUGGCACGAGGCCGGCGAGCAGCUCCGGCUGCUGUCGGAGGCGCUGCCGGUGCUCGAGCGGGAGUUGGGCGAGGAGAGCGUCGAGCUCGCGGAGGCGCUGGCCGCGCUGGCGGCAGCCCGCGGCGCCGUGGGUGAGCCCGAGAAGCAGGUGGAGCUGCUGCAGCGCGUGCUCAGGAUCCGCGAGCAGGUCAACGGCAAGGAGCACCCAGACCUCGUCGAGCUGCUAGUGAGUCUCGGGAUGUGCCUCGGGAAGCAGGACAGCUUCCGCCUCCAGUCGCAGCACUAUGGGCGGGCCCUGCGCAUCCGGCGCCGCGCGGACGCGGAGGCCGACCGCGCGAUCGCCGGAGGUGCGGCCCCAGGAGACGGCAGCUGCCCCGCAUCCCCGGCCCCGACCUCGGCCCGCCGCUGCCGGGGCCCCAGCGCGGAGAGCCCAGGGCCCGCGGCCGGCACGUCCGCGCGGGUUUCGGGGCCGCUGGUGCCACCACCGCUGCCCUCGCCGAGGCCGCGCAACCCAGCCCUGGCACCGUCGCCCCUGGCGAGGAGGGACACGGCCAAGGGGACGAUGGCAGUGCAGAAGGUGUCCAGCACGCGGAAGAUGGGUGUCUGGAGGCUGGCCUUGCGAGCCGGCCCGGAGAAGCGACUGUCCGACCAGUGCGUGGUGGACAAGUUCAUCAAGUACGCCAGCGGCAGCAAGAAUUGUUGGCCCGGCGGCGCCGACUUCCUCCAGAUGCAGUUCUGGAAGGUCGGCAACACCGAGGCGGGACAGCCGGGGCCCCUGGUCUACCGGUACGACAGCUUGAGGGCCAGGGCCGAGCCCGACGGCGAGGCGCUGCAGCGGAAUGUGCGGAACCACUUCGAGCGGUUCCAGUUCCUCGGCGACGAGGCCGACCGCGCCCUCGUGUCCGCCGUUCCAGGGCUCAUCUCGCAGCACCUGAGCUGGAUUGCGGGGUUGCAGGUCGUCUCCGGCGAGUUCGAGUUCGCGCGCGACUGCCAUGGCCGGCUCUGGCUCGCCGACGUCCGCGAGCUCUUCGUCGCCGCCAGCGCAGCGGCGCAGCAGGAGGGCCUCACGGGCGGCGGGGGGACCGCAGGCGUCGGGAACUCGAGGAAGAUAUACAGGUACCUCUCGCAGGAGGCCCUCCAGCACAUGCAGCAGGGGAUACGCGACGAGAGCGUCCAACAGAAGAUCGGACACAUGACGUGCCUGAUGACGCAGCAUUACACGAAGCUGAAGCACGAGAACGGGUUGAACGAGGUUGUCGGCAGGGCAGAGGACGAGGUUCGUGAGCUCGUCAUCCCCGUCUUCGAGGGUACGGACCGCCGGGCCUUGGCGCGUGCGUUUGGUGCCGCGCCCGCAAGCCACCCGCCCGCUUCCCCGCGGACCCGCGCUGGCAGCGCGGCCGGGCCGCGCCCUGGCCGUGCCGAGCGCGCCUGCUCUGCCCGUGCCACGCUUCGCAGGAGUGGGGGCGGCGGUGGCCGUCUCUUCGCCGCUGGCGCCGCCCCGGUGGUGGCCGCGCCGCGCCCCGCCAGCGGCGCCCGUGCCGUGGCACGCGGACAGCCCGCCACAGUGAAGGCGCCAGCCGCUGCCCCCGCGGCGGCCUCGGCGCACUCGCAGGGCGAUUCCUCGAGGGCGCCGGCCUCGGCGUCAGGCGGAGCACCUGAUGGCGCUGCGCCGCCAAUGGUGCACGGGGUGGCGUUGCCGGAGGCGUGGCGAGGGCGCACAGAGCUCCUCGCGCCGACCCCGCGGCGCGCGAGCGCGGGGCGGCAGAGGCUCUCGGCGGCGGGGGCCGCGGCCGCGGCGAGGCCUGGCUCGCCCCCGCAGGCGGCCGCCCCGGAGCCCACCAUUCACCUCGCCGAGUCCAGCCUCGUGCAGGCGCUCCUCGCCUGCAGCGGCUCGGGCGCCGCGCCGCAGAGCCAGACGCUGGACCGCAUCGGCCCCGCGCGGCUGCGGCGCGCUGGGGACGGCAUCAGGGAGCGGACCCGCACAGGGCACGCUGCAGGCUACCGGGAGGUCAAGGUGCCCGACAGCGGCGGGUUCAAGGCCGGGCUCUCCGCGACAGUCGGCACGGACAUCGCGAUCGCGGCGGCGGCGUACGCGUAG